Messenger RNA from Ostreococcus tauri, 1689 nucleotides. RefSeq names its product Helicase, C-terminal. Gene Ontology annotation, molecular function: nucleic acid binding; RNA helicase activity; ATP binding. The coding region runs from base 1 to 1689 and encodes 562 amino acids. The transcript has a single exon. Gene Ontology annotation, biological process: maturation of SSU-rRNA. The record is from RefSeq and is a predicted model, not a curated record. Lineage: Eukaryota; Viridiplantae; Chlorophyta; Mamiellophyceae; Mamiellales; Bathycoccaceae.
AUGUCCGCGAGCGUCGGGAGCAGGGCGAAGCAGGCGCUGGCGUUCGCCGAGCUCUGCGGCGGCGCGCGAUUCGACCGAAAGCGCUUCAACGCGGUCGACGCGGCGGUGGCGAAGGGUUUCAGCGAAAAGGCUGGGGAUGGGGGUGAGGGGGAUGACGACGACGGGCGUCGACGACGGAACGGCGGUGGGUCGAGCGAGGAGGAGGAGGACGAAGGCGCGGGUUCGUCCGCGACCGCGACGCAUAAAUAUACCAAGUUGUCGGACGACGAGGCGAACGCGAUGCGUAAACAAUUAAGGAUUCGCGUGCAAGGGGCGGAUGGGUCGUGUCCGGCGCCGCUACAAACGUUCGAUGAGCUCGAGAAGAGGUUCAAGUGCGGCGGACGACUGCUCGAACGCAUGCGAGAGGCGAAGUUUUUAGAGCCCACGCCGAUUCAACGCCAGGCGGUACCGAUUCUGUGUGGUAAGAACGAAUUACUGGCGAUCGCGCCGACGGGAAGCGGGAAAACGCUCGCGUUCUUGCUUCCGAUUAUCAUGAAACUCAAGGCGCACAAGGAGGGUGGCGCACGGGCGCUUCUCCUCGCCCCGACUAAGGAGCUCGCGAGUCAAUCAGCACGCAUCCUGCGCUUGCUCUCGCGCGGCGUUAGUGGGUUGAAGUCAUGUCUGCUCAGCAAGGCGACGGCGGGGAACGAUUUUAGCAAGGUGGACGUCGUCGUCGCGACGCCGAUGCGGCUGAAAAUUUUGCUGCAGGACGACAAGAUUAACCUGUCCAAGGUGCUUUAUCUCGUGCUAGACGAGGCAGAUAAGCUCUUCGAGAUGGGUUUCGUCGAACAGAUCGACGCCGUCGUCGCGGCGUGCGAUAACAAGAAGAUCACGAGAGCGCUCUUCAGCGCGACGCUUCCGGAAAAGGUUGAGGAGCUCGCGCGAAGCGUCAUGCCGAGACCGAUCCGGCUCACUGUGGGCGAAAGAAACAGCGCGUCGAGCACCAUCGCGCAACGCAUGGUAUUCUGCGGGCACGAGGCUGGAAAACUCAUGGCGCUUCGGCAAAUCAUUCGCGACGGCAUCAAACCGCCCGUUAUCAUCUUCACGCAGUCCAAGGACCGGGCCAAGGUGCUCGCCAAGGAGCUCACGGGUGACGGCCUGCACAUCGGUCUCAUUCACGCCGAGAUGAGCGAUACGAAACGUGAGGAACAGGUGGAUCGAUUUCGCAUGGGCGAAACGUGGGUUCUCAUAGCGACGGAUCUCUUAGCGCGAGGUAUGGAUUUCGUCGGUGUCUCCACUGUCAUAAACUUUGACUUUCCAGGAUCUCCCACGAGUUACAUCCAUCGCAUCGGCCGAAGUGGACGAGCGGGGAGACCGGGUGCGGCGAUUACGUUCUUCACCGAGGAAGACGCGCAGAGAGGAGAUCUGAGACCGAUCGCGAACGUGAUGAAGAACAGCGGAUGCGACGUGCCGGAGUGGAUGCUUGCGCAUACGGGGGAGAAAGGCAUGCGUCGCCGUAAGCGUAAGGACGGCAAGGAGGAUAACCCCAGGCGCGCUCCGCUCGAUUUACCGAUGGGUGCCGACCCCAAGGUGUACAUGGGUGACAAGAAGAAGCGCAAAAAGCCGGUGCCCGCGAAGACGGGAGACGACGUGGCACCGCCGCUUCCAAAAAAGUGGAAAGGGAAGAAAAAGACGGCACAUAAGUCAUGA